AUGUACCAUGCAGGUUGCAACAUUGUUCCCCGGCCGGUCCGGGAUCGAUUGGACAAAUCUCAUCGGCGCAUCGGCAGCCACUUCUUAGGAGGCGAAGUGCGGCACGGGGAGCUUAAGUCCGGCUCAGAAAGCGAAAUCCGAGCUAUGACUGUCGAUUGUGGACCCCACUGGAAUCACGCAGCGUCAUUACUCGCUGAGACAUCAAAAACCUCUUGCUUAAGCUUCAAGUUCUGUCAAGAUACAGAUUCUGGCGUGGCAACCAAUGCUACCAACAAGCUGCUUAAACAAGUCUCUGACCACAUCGAGGAACAGGAAGAGCUUCAAGCCGACCAGGCGAAGGAUACCGUGCACACCUCCUUGAUGGAGGUGUAA
Messenger RNA from Puccinia graminis f. sp. tritici CRL 75-36-700-3, 372 nucleotides. RefSeq lists its product as uncharacterized. The coding region runs from base 1 to 372 and encodes 123 amino acids. The record is from RefSeq and is a predicted model, not a curated record. Lineage: Eukaryota; Fungi; Basidiomycota; Pucciniomycetes; Pucciniales; Pucciniaceae. The transcript has 4 exons.